Penicillium daleae is the source of this 4392-nucleotide messenger RNA. RefSeq lists its product as uncharacterized. Gene Ontology annotation, biological process: regulation of transcription by RNA polymerase II. Gene Ontology annotation, cellular component: mediator complex. The record is from RefSeq and is a predicted model, not a curated record. Bases 1 to 4392 code for a protein of 1463 amino acids. Gene Ontology annotation, molecular function: transcription coregulator activity. Lineage: Eukaryota; Fungi; Ascomycota; Eurotiomycetes; Eurotiales; Aspergillaceae. The transcript is spliced from 4 exons.
AUGGACUUUCCCGGAGGCGCAACCACUAACAUACAUCUAAUAGAUGGCUUCUCCACCAUCUACUGGAGGAUCUACACUGAGGAGUCAGGCAUUGCGACUCACUCUCAGGAAGGACCCGCCAAUGGCUAUACGAUAUUGAAGCAUCUUGGCCGUCUCAAGCUUCUCGAAGCGCAAUUGAGAAAUAUAGGUUGCUUAGCAUCAUGUCCAAGACGGCUCGGCCUCUGGGUAUUCUCUCCUUCCCCGACAUUUGAAAGUCUGGGCCCUGUGUAUAUUACAGACGGAGACGUUGAAACAACAAAAAUUCUCGUGGAUACAACCACUCUCAAAGUUUCGGCAUCGGGAAGUAUCGCAUGCCAAGAGUUGAUAAAGGGUCUCUCAUCCGAGGCUCAAAAUCAACAAGGAUCUCAACCGACGCCAUCACAACGACCGCAGCAAGCUCAACCUUCUGCGCGUCGAUCUGAUGGGUAUAGCAGCUCUGUCGCUGUAUAUGCCGCCUUUAUCUCGGCUGUCGCCGGUGCUCUGAGUCUACACCUUGUUCGCGCUUAUGGCGCUCUGCCUAUUGGAUCACGAACUCUGUUUACUGCAGUGGACAAGAUCGGAUACGAAAGUCCUAGAAUCGAUAAUGAGGCUUUGUUCUCCUCUCCCAGCUUGACGUCACUGAAUGUACAGUUGAAUGCCCCUGGAACUUUAACCGUCUCUACACAAACAAUCAUUCAGCCUGGCAUCACACGAUUAUGUUCCCCUCGUGAUGACAUAUCAGAUUUGUUCCGAGUCCAACCAGGGACGGAUCUUUGGCUAUGCCCUAAUGGGGCUAUCGCCAGACUUGUCACCGCGAACAUCGAAUCCCCGACUGUCCCUUCACCGGGGUUUCCUACCUCUGGAGAUGCCCCCGGGAAAAGAAGGCAAUGGAAGUUGGACGUUGUACAGUGGUUGACCAAUUUUGGUUUGCAUAUUGAUUCGGUCGACGAGGAACCCUGGGUUGAGGUGGAAGUUUGGGAGCCGUUUUUUGCCAGACUUGCCGGUGAAGCAUGGCGCCAAAGUGAUGAGCCUCAGUCUGCGCUUCCAUUGAAGCGUAUGCUGUGGCCGGCAAGAUUCUGCUUCCGAAGGACUGGCUCGUCGAUACGGUCUUCACGGCCUGCAGCAUCCCUCGAGGAACCUCUGGAGUUUGCGGAGAGGUGGUCUUCAGAUGCGGGAUCCAUGAAACUGGCUCCUGGCCAACAGAACGUUCCUAUAUUUGAGGAACCCCAGCAAAAGGACGAGGGGAUGUCUCCACCCCGAAAUGACCACGGUGAACACUUAGAAAGCCUCUCCCGAAUGUCGCAAUACCCAGAUCUUCAGAACACCAACCUAGUCUACCCGACACCGCCAGAAGGUGCUACAGCAACUGGCACCAACAUUCCCACACAACACGAUCCUUACCCUGAGGACCAUGAUCUUCUCUCUCCUGCAGCGCCGCAGGAAACUAAGCCCAUUCCAGGUUCUGGGCUCUCCCCGAAAAUUGACAUCGGCACAGGCAGAUACGAUGCAAGUGACGAUGACGAUCUCUUUGGAGAAAUGAAUGACAAGGAUUUUGGGUCUAAGGGAAUCACCGAUGCAGAUUUCAGCUUUUUUGACGACCCUGAUCUCGACGACAUGGCGGAUCCUAUGUCUGUUGACCAGACUCAAGAAAUACCCCAAGAACCAGUGGAGCCCACUGACGCCAAGGAGGAAAUGCAUGAGGUGCAUGAAGUACCUGCUGUGACUGCUUCACCCGAAGUCCCAAAAGCGGAGGAAGCGCACCAGCCAGAGGAUUCCCCCACUCUCAUGAAGGACGAUUCUGAGCUGACUGAAGAGCCAAUGGAGUUGGAAGAGUCAUCUGAAUCAUCUCAACGCCAGUCCGGUCAAACCAUCAGUCCUCCACUAAGCCCGGUGGAAAUUAAAAAGAUCCUCUUCCCGGGCUUUCAGGCAGAGGAUCGACGACAAAGCGAGGAAGGACAUGCUCAAACAGGCCACUACCACCCCGUCACAUUUGAAAGGAAGCUGGGGGCCUGGGAUCAAAAGUAUGGGACCACUGGGAAAUUCUGGUUCUCGGCUGGAAGUACAACAAAAUCCACUGCCAACGAUUUGAAUGAAAUUCCAACCGUCGGCUUACCACAUCGUGCACGGACGUCGAUUUCUGCGAGGAACAAGCCGUUCGGCAGAGAUUCUUUACAACCCGUCGAAAAUGGCUGUGAUCGGGAUUCCUCAGAUACCACCGACGCUAGCAGUGAUGAGGACGAAGAUAGCGAAGGCCUUCUUUUCGAACAUGCAUUCCCUCCCGUUGCCAUUCCUCAGCUGAAACGAAAACGAGUUCCCUCGGAAUCCGAUAUUCAAUCCGCGGCAUCUCCAGCUAUAUCAUCAGCUGUCCCUGAUGGGAGCGUGGGAACCAAGGCCGAGAAUAUUACCUUCUUGGGCAAUUUUCUUUCCAACUUCUCGGAUUGGGCUUUCACUGGCUACUUCUCAGCUUUCCAGAUUCAACAACUACCUGUCCUCCUUCGACGGGAAGAGCAGAUUCCAAUCGCGCAACUUCUAGUCGACCAAAUCACGCAGUCAUCGCUAGAUCAUCGUUUAGGCGGAAAAAUUGGAUUGUUUGCCCUUGAAAGCGAGGGGACAUCAUUUACGGAAGCCUUCGACGAUGUGACCUUUUUGGGUAAUAUUCAAAAACUGGACCUCAAGGCGUAUACGUCUUUACAAGAAGACGCAGCACAAAAUUCCUCCCAGCCGCAGCAGCCUACGAAAGACUCGGGCAAGAAUUCGAUUUCAAAGUUGUCUGCACCGCAUUUACGAGUUCGUCGUGGGAAAGGGUAUUUGGAAACCCUUCCUCCCGCCAUGUCUUUCUGGGAGACGUUCGGCUUAGAACCAGCUCAUGGGUCCAAGGACGUCUCGGCGUACUGCAUUCACCCCCAAGCCGCCAGUCAAGCAGCAGAUGUGUUUAUGGUUCGCUUUGGGCUCUUAUACGAAAGUUGCAAUCUUGGCACUCAUUCACGAGGCGACAAGUCGACCGGUUUCGAAAAUGGUCUCAAGACGUGGGACUCCGAGUCAUCAAGCUACACAUCGAUGAUGCAAUCCCUUCUGGGGCUGUGUGAGGAACUUGCUACCGAGCUCUCGCAAGCUACGGGCUCGAACACAAAUAACAGUGUUGUCUACAUAAUAAACCCCUUUCCUCAUGCAGCAGCACUGGCAGACAUUUGUGCGGCUUUCUGGAACCUCUUCCAGCAAUUGGUUGUCGAUGCCGACCGUCGACAGACCAAACAGGUCAAUGAAGUGGUGUUGCAGAUUAUCCCGAUGGAGUUCGUCAUGUCAGAGGAUUCCAUGGUUGUGCCAACACAAACGGCGUAUGUGAAUCUGGCUCUCGAAGUCUACAGUCGCUGCCGCCCGAAGGACGCCGAAUCGAGUCCUCUUCUCUGCGCCCCAGCAAUCCUGCUCGCCGAGAACCUGCCCAAAACUCUCAAUUUCCGGCUCGCCCCAGACAAGGUAUCCCCGUUACAAGAUGGGCGAAGUCUGCAUAUCGCAUACUCGAAGAGCUGUGACCAGCGCUGGGUGUCGGUAGCGUGGUCCGAUGGAACAGGAUUACUUCAGACGAGCAUGUCUUACUGCCUUAGGUAUCGAAACAGAGGUUCUUCUAGGACGAUUUCUGAAGUGCGCAACGAGAUUUGGGCUACUACAAAGCAUAUCAUGGAUAAGUUCCAGGCUCGCUGGAAGGUUGUCCUCGUCAGUACCGACCCGAUGGAUCCGGACGAGGUUGACGCAUGGGCGACUCUAGCUGAGCAACAGAACAAGAUGCGCCCGGCGUCUUUAGAGCUGACGAUCGUGACUGUCAAUACCAUCCCCGACCUCACACUCAACAUCUCUGCCUCUCCAAUGAGCACUGGUAUAUUCAAUCCCCACUUCUCAUCUACCCCCGUUUCGACCCCCAACCCAAACACAAGCAUUGCCUCGCCUGAGCAAAUCGGCAAUGCACCGACUCCAAGCGCAUUCUAUAACGCACCAACGCCCACCGAGCCCUCUCUCGAACCGGACUCCGAGGUUGUUCUGACCGAUAUUUGUGAUGAUUCUUGGGCAGUCAUUCUCUCGCAUCGCCUCAACGCGUCUCCCCAUGUCACCGAGCUUCGCCCCGCGCUGGUCAGCGGGUAUCUUCUUCGGCGUAAAGGCCCGGCUGAUAGCGAUGGCAUCUUCUCAAUGACUGUCAAUCUCCUAUACUCUCAGCGUCCUGCUGUCUCUCAUGAAAGCGUUCUAGGGGAGACCCUUGCCAUGUAUCGAGACCUGUCGUCUCUUGCCCGGGCAUGGGGCAUACGCAGUGUACAAGGCAACACGCUUCCUUGGCAUAUAGCGACGGCUCUGCGGGCCCAAGAGCUACUCAGCUAUGUUUUCUGA